AUGCCGCGGCCGCGCUCCGGGCGCUGCUCGGUACCUGAGGCGCUCCCGGCUCCGCCGUCCGGGACCUGCGGCCCGGAGCCCCCGGCCCGGCCCUUCCCGGGGCUCAGAGCGUGUCGGGACCCCCGGCCCGGCCCUUCCCGGGGCCCGGAGCGUGUCGGGGCCCCCGGCCCGGCCCUGGCCCUGCCCGGCCCGGCGGGUCCGGGGGUCCCCGGUGGGGCCCGGAGCGAUCGGGGCCGGGCCGGGCCCGCCGGAGCAGCGACACCGCGACAGCGCCGCGAGGCCGCCAGGGGGCGCCAGGGGGGCGCGGCGGCGCCGAGGGGGCGGGGCCUGGUGGGCGGGGCUUGGGGCGGGACGGCGGGGCUGGAGCGGGCGGCCGAGCCCGGAGCGGCGGAGAGCGGGGCCCGGAGCGCCGGGAAAGGGCAGCUGAUGUCCCUGCCGAGCCCUGCAUGGCCCCAGCAGGACGAGCCCUCUCCCUGCGGCACCACCGGGGGCCUCCCCCCGGCCUCGUCCGACAGCGACUCCGGCUGUGCCCUGGAGGAGUACCUGGAGCCCCCCGAGGUGCCGCCGUGCUCGCCCCAGCCGGGCUCUGCCUGUGAGCGGACGCGGCUCCGCGCCAGAGCGCUCCUGCAGCAGCUGCCUCCCCAGGACUGCGAUGAGCGCUACUGCCCCGACCUCGCCGAGGAGGAGCGGCGCCAGCUCCGCGCCUUCAGCGCCCGCCGCCGACAGGAGGCUCUGGGACAGGGCCUGGCGUGCCCCGUGCCCGGGCCCUGCCACGGCUGUCCCUGCAGGAAGUGCGGCCGGAGGCUGAACAAAGGGGACCCGGGGGUGUCGGCGUCUCGCCUGGGCGACCAGUUCUGGCACCCAUCCUGCUUCUCCUGCCACUUCUGCCACCAGCAGCUGGUGGAUCUCAUCUACUUCCAGCAGGAUGGGAGGAUCUACUGCGGCCGGCACCACGCCGAGCUCUUCCGACCCCGCUGUGCCUCCUGCGACCAGCUGAUCUUCAUGGAGGAGUGCAUCGAGGCCGAGGGCCGGCGCUGGCACCUGGAGCAUUUCUGCUGCCUGGAAUGCGACGAGCCCCUGCGGGGGCAGCGCUACGUGAUGCGCAGCGGCCGCCCCUGCUGCCGGGGCUGCUUCGAGAGCCUCUUUGCCGAGCCGUGCCAGGCGUGCGGGGACCCCAUCGGUGCCGACAGCGAGCAGGUCACGCACCAGGGGCUGCACUGGCACGCCCGAGCCUCCUGCUUGUGCUGCAGCCUGUGCCGGGCCCCGCUGCGGGGACAGCCCCUCACCUGCCGCCGCGGCCGCCUCUUCUGCUCCGACACCUGCAGCCGCGGCCAGGACGCUUCUUCCACCGCCUCCGACUCCUCGGACUCCGCCUUCGCCUCCGCUCCGUCCCCCGAGUGCACGCCCGGGCCCCCGGCCGGAGCCGCCGGCAGGAGCUCGGCAGCGGCGGGCGGCGGGCAGGGAGGGGAAGGGGAUGAGGCGUUUUCAGAGCAGCCCCCAGUGCACCCCGCGUUCAGGAGCCCCGAGGAUCUCGGAGCAGCCCCACGGGAGCGGAGCAGCGACACUGCCAAGGAGCACCCAGGGGUGCUGGGACCCCCACCCGGCCACCCCUCAGCCCCCCAGCCCGGCCCAGAGCCCCCCAACGAGCCCAGACCCCUUCUGGGGUCCCCUGAACCCCGAAGAGCUGCAGGCAAUGGAAACCCAGAGCUCCAGGCGGGCACCUCCCGUCCCCGACACGGCGCCCGGGCAGGGGAUGGCACAGAGGAGGAGGAGGAGGAGGAAGAGGAGGACUCCUGGUGCCCCACCUGCUCCUCAUCUUCGGACUCAGACUCGGAGGAGGAGGGUUUCUUUUUCGGGAAGCCCAUCCCCAAGCCCGGCAUGGAUUCCCUGGGCAGGGAGCCCCCGGGCAGGGGCAGGGGCAGGACGGCCAAGCACUGCAGCGUGUGCUAACAGCGGGCUGGGGGUCCCGAGUGGCACUGCCAGCUCCUGCCAUGGCCUCAGCGCGUUCCAAUCACACCCUGGCGGCGGCCCAAGGCUGGUGGGAGAAGCGGCUGGGAUCGCUGCCCCCGGCAGAGCAGAGGCUGCCAUUCCUGCCGGGCUCUGCCGCAAUUAGGAACAGGUAAAGCAGGAAGGGAGCGGGGCCGGGCCGGCCCCCAGCACCUCCCACGAGGCGGCAGCUCCGGAGCGGGGCAGCUGCCAGCAUCCCCCCACUGCUGGGGAGCACGGGGGAUCCUUCCCGGGACUGCUCCGUGCCACCUCUCUCCAUCCCUGGGGCACCGUGUCCCCGCUGCCACCACGGGCAGGGGACAAAAUCUGGCUGAAAUCUGAACUCAGGGUCUGCCCCGUCCCUUCCCACCCCAUUGUGACACUGACAAUGUCACCAGGGCCCCACUGCCACCUCUCUCCAUCCCUGGUGGCACCGUGUCCCCAUGGGGAGGGGA
Molecule: messenger RNA, 2441 nt
Organism: Agelaius phoeniceus (red-winged blackbird)
Lineage: Eukaryota; Metazoa; Chordata; Aves; Passeriformes; Icteridae
Source: RefSeq, a predicted model, not a curated record